GCUCUCAGAAUUCCGCCAGCUCUUCUAGCAACAACACUGCAAAUGUGACUACAACUACUGUCAGUGGAACCAAUACAACCCAGAAUGCUUCAACCACAUCCAUUCCAGUCGCUUCAUCAUUCACAUUAAUCUUCAAGAUCAAUGAAAACUUUACUCAGGCUCUGUCUGACAACAACUCCAAUGAAUUCAAAACAAAAUCUAAAAGUAUCACCUCUCAGCUUGAACCAGGUUUCAAAAAGCUGCACCAAAAUUUCCUCCGCAUGAUUGUUGUGAAAUUUCUGCAAGGCUCCAUAAUUACACAAUCUGAACUUGACUUUGGUGCUGGCACCACCCCUACUGCGUUACAACUGGCAGAUAGCCUGCGUACUGCAAUUAAUAGUUCCAACUUGACCUUUACCAUUGAUCCGAACUCCAUCAAUGUCACCCAGCUUACUGGAAACAGCACAGGAAACAGUACGGGAAACAGUACGGGAAAUUCCAUGCCACCAGCAAUGACAAGCUCCUUUCCUUUGCUAUGGAUGUCUCUCACGUCGCUUCUGCUUUCAGCCAUACUGCACUUCUAACUACAGUCCUGAUCAUAAAACACACAAAAUAUAUUUAAUAACAACAUGAAAAAAAAAAAUUUCCUAGUUCAAAUUUUAAAAAGCCGUUGUAGCCAACAAAUACAAUGUAUCUUGUCCAACGAUAUAUAAUUAAUUUCAUGGGAAUUUAUUUUACUUUGAGAUGGGAUUUAAUAUAUCGAUUCAUGAUAUUCUUAUGAUAUAAAGAGAAGCCAUAUUUUCUUAUAAAAAUGGCAGGAUAAAUAUUUUCUUGAUUCUUAGUGUAACUGAAGAUUUAAUGAGGGUAGUGUCCUAAUGGUCAGGACCUGUCUGAAAAUUCUUCUCCACCUGAAUAAUACUAAUUUCAAGGAUCUCUUUCAUUUAGCUUAAUAAAGCAUGAAAUUGUUCAGGAACACUUUUUAAUUUGUAACAUGACCUUGCACUAUAAAUCUACAAACCAGUUACAUUUAAACUUGGUUACAGCCUGCUCAUAACAUCUGUAUAUUUACAAACAAUAUCUGCGCAAGUAGUCAAAAAAAAUAUAAUUCUUAAAACAUUAUCUGUCUCUCUGUAAGUUUACUUUUAUCACCUGUGUACCAGAGCUGUUGCAGGAUGUGUGGAAGCUGGGAAGCACUGAGCCUACAUGGACGUCUGCUAUGUCCUGCAUUUUGCUGUCUCUCAAGUGAGAGUUACUCAGUCUCUGUAGAUGGGGAGGAACAUUGAAAUCAGUUUAUGUUUCCCCUAGAUUAGAUUUUGGAGUCAAAAAGUAUUAUUGCAUUUUAUUAUAUUUAUAUGUACAGCGCUAGAAAAAUUAUAGAGAGCACAGCAACAUUAUCAGUUUAUCUGGUUUUACUAUUUAUAUUUAUGUGUUUGAGAAGAAAU
Messenger RNA from Electrophorus electricus (electric eel), 1421 nucleotides. RefSeq lists its product as uncharacterized. Lineage: Eukaryota; Metazoa; Chordata; Actinopteri; Gymnotiformes; Gymnotidae. The record is from RefSeq and is a predicted model, not a curated record.